Phalaenopsis equestris is the source of this 667-nucleotide messenger RNA. Its product is annotated as protein ESKIMO 1-like. The record is from RefSeq and is a predicted model, not a curated record. Gene Ontology annotation, cellular component: Golgi apparatus. Gene Ontology annotation, molecular function: O-acetyltransferase activity. Lineage: Eukaryota; Viridiplantae; Streptophyta; Magnoliopsida; Asparagales; Orchidaceae.
UCGACUCCCCAUAUAAAAACUUACACAAUCAGUAUCCUUUCUUCUAACCAUAUGAUUUACUUGACCCAUUCCCAUUUUAAAUACAUCCACACCACAAUUAUUUUUUCCUACCCCUACCAAAUCCGCUUUAGCCCAUAGCUGACAUCCACCAUAAUUAAUUAACCAUGUUCCUACCAAUCGAUCCCAUCUUGCUCUUCCCCAACUAAACCAAGAUGCUUUUCCCCCGCCGGAAAUCCCCGCCGAACAUGCGGUCAUCGGAGCCCCUCGUCGCCAAGCAAACCGUCUCCUUUUCCGCCGGCCGGAAGCCCAACGGCCUCAUCUCCGCAUUCGCCGUCGUCCUCUCCGCCCUCCUCCUCGCUACCUUCAUCUACAACAUUCAUUUCGCCAAGUCAGCACAACAUUUCGUUGUUCGCUUUCCCGCACAAACCCGAGACCAGGAUGCCAACAGCAGCAUAAUUGCCGUGAAGGAGAGGGAGAAGGAGAAGGCUUUUGUGGGCGUGCCGGAGAGCUGCGACCUCUUUACCGGCGAGUGGGUGUAUGACAACGUGACGCGGCCAUUAUAUAGAGAAGAAGGGUGUGAGUUUCUGACGGCUCAGGUUACGUGUAUGCGCAACGGCCGUGUGGAUGACACUUAUCAGAAGUGGCGGUGGGAGCCUCGGGAUUGCUC